UUCAUUAACUUUUUUUCUGGAGUUUGAGGCAGCACCCAAAUUCUCAGAAAGAGGAAGACAAAAAUAUUCACAGUUUUUUAAGCUUCAUAUUAAAGUGUAAAUGCCACCAGCAGUCCAUCAGAUAACAACGCCUGUACUCCUUGUUUAUUUGUUAUUUGUGCAUUGACAUAGACGCUCAUUGUCAUAGCAUGAGGUUUGAUAUGGAGAUGUGUUUCAGAAUAUCUCUGAUGUUUCUGCUCAUGACUGCUGAUGUUGAUGGUCAGCAGGAUUGGGUGAACUACAGUCUUUCAUAUGUUUGUGCAUUAAGGGACUCAACAGUGAGAUUAAAUUGUACUUUAAAACAUUCUGAUAGAUAUUGGGUCAUAGCAGCCACCUGGACCAAAUCAGCAUAUACAGCACCAAACCUGUGCUCAGACACAAACUACACAGGAAAGGUUCACUGUGUUUACAGUGAAUAUAAUGGCACUCACAGCAUCACUUUAACAAAUGUGACAGAAGCUGAUAAACACAUCUACUAUUGCAGAUUCAUAACAAACUGCAGAUACAACUGUGAAUACAAUGUAUGGAUUCCUGGAGUUCAGCUUGAUGUCACAGACCUGCAAGUGGAGACAAAUCAGCGAGUGAAAGAGGGAGAUUCAGUGACUCUUACAUGUAAAACCACCUGCAAUCUGACUGAAGAAACAACAUUCAUCUGGUACCGAUACACAGAUAUAUUCACUAAAGGAAGAAUUGCAUGGAAUCAACUUCACCUGCAGUCAGUCAGUCGUAAUGAUUUUGGAGUUUAUAGAUGUGCUGCUGCUGUAAGAGGACCUGAACGUCUUCUGUUCUCUCCUGGUAUUCAUCUUACAGUAUAUCAUCUUGAUCAGCCGGAUUGGGGAGUGAAUUACAGCCCUUCAUAUGUUUGUGCAGUAAGAAGUUCAACAGUGAGAAUAAACUGUACUUUAAAAUAUCCAUCUGGCCAUGUGGUGAAUAUAGCCUUCUGGACCAAAGCUAUUAAACAUCAUAUGGUAGAACCAAACCUGUGUGUGGACCCAGCAUACAAAAGAGGAGUUUGUCAAAGUGAAAAUAAAGACACUCACAGCAUCACUUUAACAAAUGUGACUGAAGCUGAUAAACGCAUCUACUACUGCAGAUUUAUAACAGACCAAACAGGAGGUAAAUGGAGAGGAGUUCCUGGAGUUCAGCUUGAUGUCACAGACCUGCAGGUGGAGACAAACCAGAGAGUGAAAGAGGGAGAUUCAGUGACUCUUACAUGUAAGACCACCUGCAGUCUGACUGAAGAAACAACAUUCAUCUGGUACAGAGACACACAGAGAUUCACUAAAGGAAGAAUUACAUUGAAUCAACUUCACCUGCAGUCAGUCAGUCGUGAUGAUUCAGGAGUUUAUAGAUGUGAUGCUGUAAGAGGAUCUGAACGUCUCUCCUCUCCUGAUGUUUAUCUUAGUGUUGAGUAUCCUCCUGGAAAAACGUCAGUGUCCAUCAGUGGAUCUGGUGAAAUAAUGGAGGGUGAUUCAGUGAAUCUGACCUGCAGCAGUGAAUCAAAUCCACCUGUUCAGAUCUACAGCUGGUUUAAAGUGAAUGAAACAUCAUCUGUUGGAUCUGGACAGACGUACAGCAUCACUAACUUUAACUCCAGUCACAGUGGAUGGUUUUACUGUGAGGCUCAGAAUGAAGUCGGAUCUCAGAGAUCUGAUGCUGUAUCUGUCACAGUAACAGGGGUUCAUGGUUUUGCUCUUUAUACACUUUAUGGGAUUCUGGCUGGAUGUGGGGCUUUGAUCUUCAUCAUCAUCUUCAUCAUUUUGUUUAUGAUGAAGCACAGAAGAGAUCAUACAGCAGAAGACAUCAAGCAGAAGCAGACGGCUGACUGGAGUGAUGAUACAUACACAGCUCUGAAUCCUGCGUCCAGAACAUCUGAUGACAUUUACAACACAAUCAGAUCUGAUCAGUGCAGGCCUGCUGAUGGCGUCUACACGACUCUUGAGCUUCAGUCCAGAUCUUCUGAAUAUGACACACUUACAGUAAACACACAUUAAACUCUCUCUGACUCUGACAGACGACUGUACACCAAUGUAAUGUUGUGAUGUGUUGUUUAUAAUUACUAAUAAACUGAAAUGUAUAAAGCUGUUACGUUAAGAUUUACACAUAGUUAAACCUUUGAGUACAUUAAAAUAUAUUUUUAUCAUCAUAAUGACCACAUUUCUGUGUUAUAAUCCUCAUCUGUAUCCCUGAAGAGACUUCUCGCUCUCUGAAGUUCACACAGAUGCUGAUAGUCAUUAAAGAUGAUUGACUGAGAUGAUUGUUCAGUAUAUUGAGAGUCUGUCACACCUUCAGUACAGUAGAGGUUAAAUGUGAUCUUCUGAUUGGUCAGUUUGAGUCACAUGAUCAAUGAUUAUUCAUAUAUCUUAUUUGUAAAAAUUUAAUUCUACAUGU
Molecule: messenger RNA, 2430 nt
Organism: Misgurnus anguillicaudatus (oriental weatherfish)
Lineage: Eukaryota; Metazoa; Chordata; Actinopteri; Cypriniformes; Cobitidae
Source: RefSeq, a predicted model, not a curated record